AUGCAGGCGUUGAGGCCAAAACUCGCAGUUUUCCAUGGCACGAGCCGGCACCUUACGACCUCAACAGCACUCUCUGACGCGAGACAGGCGGUCCGCCGGAUGCGGCGCUACCUGUCCAGCAGCCGCGGCCUCGGAAGCACCCUGCAACCUGUUCUACACGCUCUCUGGUUCAGUUCCUUUCAAGGAAGACACCGCCGCGUCGCAGAGUUGCUACUCCUGCUACUGUCGCUGUGGCUCCUGCUGCUUCUGUUGCCACAGAGCGUCCUCCAUGGGCUGCCCCGCGCCUUUCGGAACGUCUCGUCUGACCUGCGAUUGCCAAGGCAGUUCGACGGGUGCGCUCGAGUACCGCUGGGAUGUAAGCGCUCCGUAGAUGAUUACAUCGCGCUUACUGGAUGUUGCUCCAGGGCUGGACUCGGACAUACAAUCUCCGCCAUGAACCGUAUCGUCCAUUUGGCUCAGCGGCUCGGUUUGCGUCACGUCUACGACCCAGAGGCGAUGCGCGGCCUUGGACACGGUAUCGGCGACAAAGCUGAAGCGUUUUUCAAUUUGUCGCUUUACACAACGCCACGAACUGCAGUCCCAUCAGAUCAUAUAGCAAUUCGCAUCACUGCAUCGACUCUGAAGCACAGAGACGAGCGAGAACUGCUCGCGCUCCUGCAACAUUGGCGGAGUGCUGUGGAGCGCCAACCCACACUCCGCACACGAGCACUCUUUUUCCAGUUCGAGGCUGUUUUCAGUCCUGGUGGAGCGUUGGCGUCUUCCUGGGCGUGUACGGCCUCGUGGUGGCGCAGCGUCUUCCAGCGCCAGCGAGCAGUCUUCAUGGAAAGCCGUCGAAACCAGAAUGCAGACGACUUUGCGGAACUUUCGCGUACCGUAAGCAUCGCACUUCACGUCCGACGGGGUGACCAGGUUCCGCGGUAUCCCAUGUACAAGCCGAAUGCCUACGUGGAAGCUGGCUUGCGACGAAACCUCCCUGAUUCAUGGUAUGUGGCGGCUGCAGACGCGGCAUUCAAGGCUCACUGCCACCGCGCUGGACCCGUCUUUUGCGCUCCGCACCUCCUUCGUAUUCGCAUUUUCUCCGAGUCACCGCUGGUGGACAUGGAUGGUUAUCCAAGCCGGCUUAAGCAGUGGUUGUAUGAGCGCUUUCCUGGUGCCAAGAUCACGCAGCAUCUGGACAUGACUACUAUUGACGCCCUGAUCGAGAUGACGAGCGCAGAUAUCUUCGUGGGGUCUCGCAGCGCUUUCUCGCAGCUUGUCGCUCGACUGAUGCCCGUACACAGCACUGUUCUGGUACCACCGCAGUUUCCAUCAAAUUACAGCGAUCCGGAGGCGGCGCCUUUGCCGUGCAGCCUCGUUCAGGCGCCUUGGCAACUGCGGACGGUCGGCGAGCCUCCGGGCGCGCUGUACUGGCCGGAAUAUGUUUGCCUGCGGGGCGAAAACAGUGCUGUCCCUGGGAGUGGGCGUUCAUCUCCACAGCGCAUUAGCAAGGCAAAUCGUCCCAUGUGGAGGCGAAGUCGACACGCAAUGCCGCGUGCAUUUUUCGGCGAGCGCUGGGCGCAACCUCGAAACUGGAGCUUUGUCGUGGAGCGUCUGAUGCAUCCAGAUCGGGAGUGGUGGCUGCCGGAGCUCCAGCACGAGCUGCAGGUUCGUCCACACUGUUAG
Molecule: messenger RNA, 1662 nt
Organism: Cyanidioschyzon merolae strain 10D
Lineage: Eukaryota; Rhodophyta; Bangiophyceae; Cyanidiales; Cyanidiaceae
Exons: 1
Coding region: 1-1662 (553 amino acids)
Source: RefSeq, a predicted model, not a curated record